Messenger RNA from Cylicocyclus nassatus, 1152 nucleotides. The record is from the annotation of a GenBank genome assembly. Lineage: Eukaryota; Metazoa; Nematoda; Chromadorea; Rhabditida; Strongylidae.
AAAAAACGAUUCAGCGGUGGACAUUGUUGCGUGAAUACCCUGUAGUGUCCGAUUCGUGCUACACUAGUGGCAGUUCGGUGUUACAGGAUGACGGGUAGAACAGGAUAUUUGUUUCUAUUAGCAUUGUUUACAAUGUCGAUGGUAGAGGUGUUUGUUAAAGUUCCAGCUCACUCUGAAGACGAACAUGACGCGGAAGAAUUCCGAAAAGAAUUUGGUGAUGAGCCUCAGCAAGACAGCUUCAGCCAAGGUGGCGAAGAUCAUGUAGAAGUGCGUGAUGGCUCCCAAUUUUCAAACGUUAAACCGAAAAUUCUUACUGGAAGGAAGCUGCCGACACUGCGAUUCCUAUACUGCAUAUCAUGCGGAUACAAGCAAGCAUUUGAACAGUUCUCGAUGGCUGUUCGCGACAAAUAUCCUGAGAUGCCCAUUGAAGGAAGCAAUUAUCCUCCUGUCAAGUGGAAAGAGUACCUAGCUCAUACCAUCAACGUUUUGAAAAUUGCUGCGAUCGCAGUUGUCAUUACUGGCAGAAAUCCUUUUACCAGCCUCGGAAUGGGCGAGCCUUCAAUCCUGCAGUGGGCACAGUCAAAUAAGAUCUCUGCGUGCAUGAUGCUGUUUCUGUUAACCAAUAUGGUGGAAAGCACCUUAUUAUCAACAGGGGCUUUCGAGAUCUUUAUGGACAAGGAGCAGAUAUGGAGUAAACUUGAAAGCGGUAGAGUUCCCUCUCCUCAAGAGCUUCUACAGAUGAUUGACUCACAGUUGGAACUAUCUGGGAAGGGCCCUGGAGGAGGUGCUGGAUUUGGUGACUUUAAUCAGUAGCUAUAGAACUUCCUUUGCCUUGCUCAUUUCUUUCCAGUUCUUGUCAGUUUGUUAGCGUCUUACAUGCUAAUGCUCUUCACCUAGAACGUUUGAAUUGAUUUGUCAUAUUGAGCUACUUUUGUACAAGAUUGCUUUUCAAUUUUUGUGUAAAAUACAGAAUAUAAGGCAAUAUUCACUGAUUGAGUUCUUGUCGAAUUUUCGAAUGACUUCUCACUCUUUUGAUUAUGUUACAUGUUGCGGUAUGUACUUACAGCAAAUAAAUUAGCUAACUUUUUUAGAAGUGUUCAUUAAUUUUGCUUAAUUUUUCCUUUGGAACACACUUACUUGGUUGGUUGUGAC